Messenger RNA from Periophthalmus magnuspinnatus, 598 nucleotides. It is a transcript of the gene hbae5, whose product is annotated as hemoglobin, alpha embryonic 5. Gene Ontology annotation, biological process: hydrogen peroxide catabolic process; oxygen transport. Gene Ontology annotation, cellular component: haptoglobin-hemoglobin complex; blood microparticle; hemoglobin complex. The transcript is spliced from 3 exons. Gene Ontology annotation, molecular function: heme binding; peroxidase activity; organic acid binding. The record is from RefSeq and is a predicted model, not a curated record. The coding region runs from base 105 to 536 and encodes 143 amino acids. Lineage: Eukaryota; Metazoa; Chordata; Actinopteri; Gobiiformes; Gobiidae.
CCUUUACGUCAACGGAGCGCACUUGGCAUGUGUUUUUGUGGGUGUGACUCUGCAGUCAAGAGAAUUUAAGAAGAAGUCCUGUGGAGCGCUUGGCAUCUCGCACAAUGAGUUUGAACGCGAAAGACAAAGCCGCCGUCAAGGCGCUGUGGGCCAAGGUCUCCAAGUCCACUGAUGCCAUCGGAAGUGAGACACUGAGCAGACUCUUCUGCUGUUACCCUCAGACCAAGACAUACUUCACCCACUGGUCUGAUCUCAGCCCGGGCUCUGCUCCAAUCAUGAAGCACGGCAAACUGAUCCUGGCCGGUGUGUCCCUGGCUGUGAAGAACAUAGAUGACAUCAACAAAGGCUUGCUGGAACUCAGUGAGAAACACGCCUUCCAGCUCAGGGUCGACCCAUCCAACUUCAAGUUGAUGGCCCAUUGCCUCAUGGUCGUCAUUUGCAUGCUGUUCCCCAAUGACUUCACCCCUGAGGCCCACGUGGCUUUUGACAAAUUCAUGAACAACGUGGCUCUGGGUCUGUCUGAGAGGUUCCGUUAAAAAAUGUGACGGAAACAUGUAACUUUAGCUAGAAGAAUGUUUUAAUAAAGUGCAUUCAGACA